AUGGAUGAUUCGGAUGAGGAGUUUGAAAUAUUAUUUGGUGAUACUUCGUCUUCAUCAAGCGAGGAAUUAAUUGGUCAAGUUCUCAUGGCUAAUCGAAUACAUGAGAUGCAAAAAUCUCAACAGAUUAGACGACCACUACGCACUUCAAAUAUUUCUGGACGUCAAUAUUUACUUGAGCUGCUAAAUGGACAUCCUGAUAGAUUGUUUUACACAAUUAGAAUGGACGUUAAUACUUUUAGAUCUUUAUGUCGUCGAUUAGUUGAAAUGGAAGUCAUAGAACAUGACAAGGUAAUUAGUGUUGAAGAAGCUGUUGUCAUGUUUCUAUGGAUAGUAACACACAACCAACGAGUUAGGACUGUGGCCGAAAGGUAUCAACAUUCGGUAGAAACUGUUUGUCGUCAGUUUGGCAGAGUGCUAGAUGCAUUGUGUUAUUUAGGAAAUGAAGUAAUAAGGCCUCUUCACUUUAAUACUGUGCAAGCAGAAAUUCAAAAUAAUUCGAAGUAUUUCCCAUGGUUUAAGGAUUGUGUUGGAGCAAUUGAUGGUACUCAUGUAAGUGCAGUUGCACUAGCUCUAAAACAACUUGCAUAUAGAGGAAGAAAAGUAGAUGUAACACAAAAUGUAAUGGCUGCAUGCUCAUUUAAUAUGAUGUUUACUUAUGUCUACGCUGGAUGGGAAGGAACAGCCAAUGACUCUCGAGUGCUUCUUGAUGCAAUUAGAAAAGACGAUAACUUUCCCAUGCCACCACCAGGUAAAUACUAUGUUGUUGAUUCUGGCUAUCCAAAUAUGCCUGGGUUUCUAGCACCAUAUUGUGGUGAACGUUAUCACUUGCGUCGCUUUAGAGGAAGAUGGAACCAUCCUAGAGGUGCGAUGGAGUUAUUCAAUUAUAGGCACUCAUCAUUGCGCAAUGUGAUUGAACGUUGUUUUGGACUUCUUAAAGCCAGGUUUCCCAUUUUGAAGUCAAUGCCUCCAUACUUGCUUGGAAAGCAAUUUGAUGCUACACCUGUUGAAGAUAUUGAAGGAACUGAAAGCUAA
Messenger RNA from Humulus lupulus (European hop), 1032 nucleotides. Its product is annotated as protein ALP1-like. NCBI's taxonomy places the organism in Eukaryota, Viridiplantae, Streptophyta, Magnoliopsida, Rosales, Cannabaceae. Bases 1 to 1032 code for a protein of 343 amino acids. The transcript is spliced from 4 exons. The record is from RefSeq and is a predicted model, not a curated record.